Messenger RNA from Zea mays, 2414 nucleotides. RefSeq lists its product as uncharacterized. Gene Ontology annotation, biological process: regulation of DNA-templated transcription. The record is from RefSeq and is a predicted model, not a curated record. The coding region runs from base 163 to 2115 and encodes 650 amino acids. The transcript is spliced from 6 exons. Lineage: Eukaryota; Viridiplantae; Streptophyta; Magnoliopsida; Poales; Poaceae. Gene Ontology annotation, molecular function: sequence-specific DNA binding; DNA-binding transcription factor activity.
UCCAAAUAGGAGAGAGAGAGACACGCACGAGGCUGUGCAGCAGCGGCCUAUCUUUAUAAGCAAUAGACCGCUGCAGGAACAAAGAGAUCUGAAGAGAGAGAACUGGAUGAGCUAGAGGGAAGUUAGGCAGUUAUUAGCUAGCUUCUGUCAAAGAGGAGAGAGAUGUUUAGGGGGCAGCAGCAGUCUGGAAGCCACGAGGAGCAGUUAACAAGCGAGAUCAGAAAUGAUGACCGUAUCCUGGAUGCCAAUUUGUUUAAGUCCUCACACAAAUCAAGUUCAAGAAAAGAGGCAAGCUCCCCUUGCCUAAGGGAAAAGUCCGAAAUGGACGAAGCAUCAAAUCAAACCUCAACUAAUUUGAAGGCUCAUAACAAGGUCGACAAAGAUAACCUUGCAUCCACAAGGGCAGAGAUGGGUGAGGUAAGAGAAGAGAACAAGAGGCUAAAGACAAUGCUGUCACGCAUCGUAGAGGACUACCGGUCUCUCCAAUUACAGUUCCACGACGUUCUUCAAAAAGGAGAACCCAUGGAGAAGAAGCUUGCUGACCACCGGCCCUCGACCAUCACGCCACCCACCGGCAUCGAGGAGUCCGAAUUCGUCUCGCUGAGCCUCGGCACGGGCACAGGCACGCACAAGAAGGAAGAGAAGAGCGUCAUCAUCAGUGCUGCCGAAGGAAAAUGGAGGGAAGACUACUUGAUGAUGGGUGUUAAAGAAGAAGAAGGCCUGUCACUCGGACUGUCAUCAUCAGCCCGCAAAGAUGACGAUGGCGCGGCUAAUAACACUGGAAAGGUCCAGCCCGAUGUGACGACCUUGAGCCCUGAAGCUAGCUCCGAGGACGCCAAGGACGACGACACCACGGAGGCAGCAGACCGGCAAUGGCUGCCAAGCAACACGCAGAAGAAGUCGAGGAACGUCGGCGCCACGGAACCUGAGGAUGACGACGACGUAGGCCCACUGCUGCCACAGACCAAGAAGACAAGGGUGUCCGUAAGGGCAAGGUGUGAUGCACCAACGAUGAACGACGGAUGCCAAUGGAGAAAGUACGGGCAGAAGGUAGCCAAGGGGAACCCGUGCCCCCGCGCCUACUACCGGUGUACAGUGGCAGCAGGAUGCCCCGUCAGAAAACAGGUGCAGAGGUGCGCGGACGACACGUCGAUCCUGAUCACCACGUACGAGGGCACGCACAACCACCUGCUGUCCGCCUCCGCCACCGCGAUGGCCUCCACCACCUCCGCCGCAGCGUCCAUGCUCACCUCGGGCUCCUCCUCCACCUCCCUCGGCUUCUUCCCCGCCGCCUCGCCGGCGGCGGCGCACGACGCCUCCAGACACUUCUUCCUCCCGACCGGCGGCGCCGCGUCCGUCACCUCCACGCCGUCCUACCCGACCAUCACGCUCGACCUCACCUCGCCGGCGGCGGCCACCUCGCAGGCGUUCUCUCUGAGCAACAGCAGGUUCUCGUCGGGCUUCGGUGGUCCCGGCGGCGCUAGGUACCAUCAUCGUCCCACGAGCUUCUCCUUCUCCAACUCCGGGCCCAGCGCGCUGUCCGCCGCUGCAUGGCCGGCGGCGACCGGUGGUGCUGGGUACCUGAGCUACGGGUCACCAGCUGCUGCGUCCUUGUUCAACGGUGGCGGUGGCGCUGCACUGAUGAGCAGCACCAACGGGAGGCAAGGGCGACAAGGCGGGGAAGUCCCCGCGCUCUACCAGCCGCAGCAGAAGGCGGCAGCGGCGAGCGAGAGCGCACCGGCGGGCGUACUCACCGACACGAUAGCCAAGGUGAUCACGUCGGACCCGGGCUUCCAGACGGUGCUGGCGGCCGCCAUCACGUCGUACGUCGGCACGCAGGGCGGUAACAAAUCGUCGCCGUCGGCGGGAGGAGAAGAGGGCGGGAGCCAGCUGCAGCUGGGGCUCAAGUGGGGGCAGCACCUCGGCCUGGGCCCGUCGCCGUCGAGCGCCGGCGCGGCGUGCUCCUCAUCGGCGCUGCUGGCACGGUCAUCGUCGACGACCGCAGCAGCGGAGCAGGGUUCCAGUGGGCAUCGGUCGUCGUUCCUGCAGCCGUCGCUGGGCUUGGCAGGCUCUCACAGCGCCUCCGCCUCUCCUGUGGAAAACCGGGAGCACUGAUCGCAUCGGCCCAAGAUUCUGAAUGUACUGUAUUUAGGUCACUUCAUUCAAAUGUUUCUCUUCCUUAAAAAAAUGGUUAUUUCAGCAGUAUUCGGUGUAUAUAACUAUAUAUACUGAGGAUAAGUGUGUCACUUUAGAGGAUAGAUAUUCUGACUCACUGUAGAGUAGAAAAAUGUUCUGAUUGACUGACACAACACACAUGUAAAACAAAGGAUUGAAUUUAUAUUCGUCCAGUAUUGAAUUACAAAAUGCGAGCUGAUUGUGAUAUAUCAAGCACAGUAUUGAAUUACAAUCAAAUA